This is a messenger RNA of Panicum virgatum (switchgrass), 674 nucleotides long. RefSeq lists its product as uncharacterized. The transcript has a single exon. Lineage: Eukaryota; Viridiplantae; Streptophyta; Magnoliopsida; Poales; Poaceae. Bases 175 to 423 code for a protein of 82 amino acids. The record is from RefSeq and is a predicted model, not a curated record.
UUCAUGAAAACCAGCAGCCUCCCUCCCGUAUAUUAACCCGCUCGCCCCCCCUCCAGUCUCCACCUCAACAAAGCAUCUCUGCAUCUGAGCAUCGCACACAACCUCACAGCGUCACAGCAAUCGCAAGCCAAAUCAACAGGCCGUGCAAAAGCCUCGAGAAGAGAGGAGGAGGAGAUGGCGGCCGCAGCGAAGGCGUCGUGGAUGGUGGCCAUGAGCGUGGGCGCCGUGGAGGCGCUCAAGGACCAGGCCGGCCUCUGCCGCUGGAACUACGCGCUGCGAUCCGUCCACCGGGCCGCCAAGGCCAACGCUCCCAGCUUCGGGCAGGCAAAGAGGCUGGCCCCGGUGGCGGAGAGGAGGCGAGCGGACAAGGCGGAGGAGGGGAUGAGGACAGUCAUGUUUCUCAGCUGCUGGGGACCUAACUAGUCUUCACUCUGUUUCAGCCUUCUGCAACUGCAACCGAGCUUUGGCUUGAGUCCAUGCGUGCCGGUUCGGUUGGCCUUUGGCCUUUCUGAUUGUAAUAUAGACGAUGACGAUGACGAUGACGAUGAAAAUUUCUGGAAUUUCACUCAAGCAAGUGAAUCCUGCUUCUACUCUAUUUGCCAACUCUCAUGGAACUAGGAUCUGUUUGAGCUGAGAACAAUCUUUUAGUGUGAUCCGUUACUUCCACGUGCUAA